Molecule: messenger RNA, 1890 nt
Organism: Anopheles nili
Lineage: Eukaryota; Metazoa; Arthropoda; Insecta; Diptera; Culicidae
Product: G protein-activated inward rectifier potassium channel 3-like
Exons: 4
Coding region: 89-1711 (540 amino acids)
Biological process (GO): regulation of monoatomic ion transmembrane transport; potassium ion import across plasma membrane
Cellular component (GO): plasma membrane
Molecular function (GO): inward rectifier potassium channel activity
Source: RefSeq, a predicted model, not a curated record
AUGAAUCAUCGACCAGCAGCUAUCGGAAGGAGAGAGUAAUCACACAAUCAUUACUGCGUUGUGAUAGUCAUUUCGGUAUCGGUGAAAGAUGAACUGUGACAGUGAAAAUCCACAGCAGUCAGAUGGGUCGGGAAAAUUGGAGCAUUCGAUGUUGAAGCUGGGCCCCUUCGACUUAUCGCCAUCACCAGGAGCAUACGGAGAACAGUUUGGAUAUCCGUCACCCAUCACUCCUGUGACUCCAACCACUCCACUCGUGUGCUACCCCAUGAAAAAUCGCGUUCUGCGCCCGGGUGUGAAUCGAAAGUACCGCAAGAGGGCCAUCCUGAAGAAUGGAGAUUGCAACGUCGUGCUGUCACGGCCACCGCGGCAACACCUGCGUUUUCUACAGGACAUCUUCACUACGCUGGUAGACGCCCAGUGGCGUUGGACGCUGCUCGUAUUUGCCUUCAGCUUCGUCGGAUCGUGGCUUUUUUUCGCCGUCAUCUGGUGGUUGAUUUCAUACACACACGGCGACCUUGAGGAGCUCCAUAUGCCCGAUAACCAGUCUGAGGUCGGAUGGAUCCCGUGUGUGUACAACAUCUACUCGUUCACGUCGGCGUUUCUGUUCUCGAUCGAGACGCAACACACGAUCGGGUAUGGCGUGCGAACUACCACGGAAGAGUGUCCUGAGGCGAUCUUCGUGAUGUGUUUCCAGUCGAUCUACGGCCUCAUGAUUCAGGCGUUCAUGGUGGGCAUUGUUUUUGCGAAGAUGACACGCCCAAAGCAACGCAGUCAAACGCUGCUGUUCUCGAAGAACGCCGUCGUCUGUCAACGUGACGGUGAGCUAUGUCUCAUGUUUCGCGUCGGGGACAUGCGCAAGAGCCACAUCAUUGGGGCGUCUGUACGCGCGCAACUGAUAAGAACUAAAAUGACGCGCGAAGGCGAAACGAUGGCACAGUACCAGCACGAGUUGGACGUCGGCUCAGACGGCAGUUCGUCGGAGUUGUUCUUCAUCUGGCCACAAAUCGUAGUGCAUCGGAUUGACAAGGAGUCAGCGCUGUAUAAUCUGUCAGCGUCGGACAUGUUGCGCGAGCGAUUCGAGAUCGUCGUCAUUCUCGAAGGCACAGUUGAAUCGACGGGUCAGUCAACGCAGGCUCGCUCGAGCUACGUGAACACCGAGAUCCUGUGGGGUCACCGGUUCGAGCCAGUCGUGAGCUAUAAUAAGGAGCAGCAAGGAUACGAAAUCAACUACAGCAAGUUCGACUCUACGCUGCAGGUGGACACGCCGCUCUGUUCGGCCCGCGAACUGGCCGAGUUCUACCGGGCUCAAGACGAAUACCGUCCGCCAACCGAUACUGGAGACAGCAUGUCGAUGAAGAUGCAGCUCGAGCGCCGAUGGAAAGACCACUACAGCACGCUGGUGAACACGCUCAGUCAGUACCAGCUGACGGACGACACGUCACACAUCGGGAACGGACCAGACCACUUGUACCCUUCGCGGUACCUGACGAUACAGGGCGUUCCGAGGCGGAAAAAGUCAUACGUCGCGCUGCAGAACAACCUGUGGAAUUUGUUCGAUCGCCCACCGAAUCCCAGACUCAAGGGUUUGCCGAUGGGCACCUCCGAAAGUCCGCCGCAAGAUGGAACAAUUACACGCAGAGUCUCCGACGAUGAUCCCAUCGUGAAUAGCGUCACCGUGCAGAACAUCAAUGAACGGUUGUCUGGGGGUUGAACAGCUGCGAUUGAGCUAGGAUUGUAUCUAGUUUUUCUCCACUGGUCUGAAUGUGAUCAUUUCGAUGUACUUACGCGGGAUGGAAGCCUCAUUAGCGUCUAGCGUAAGAAUCCUAAAACUAGCUUUGUGUGUAGUUUAGCAUGUAUGUGCGAUGGGAAAAUAAAUUGGCUCCUAACGUA